Molecule: messenger RNA, 1087 nt
Organism: Suillus plorans
Lineage: Eukaryota; Fungi; Basidiomycota; Agaricomycetes; Boletales; Suillaceae
Exons: 6
Coding region: 232-1026 (264 amino acids)
Molecular function (GO): oxidoreductase activity, acting on the CH-OH group of donors, NAD or NADP as acceptor
Source: RefSeq, a predicted model, not a curated record
GCUGCUGACAUACAGACAAAGGAUUUCAUUCCGGAUGUCUGUUGAUAGACCAGUGACACUAGUUCAGGAUAUAAAUUCGCCACCUUCUAUCUCUUCAACUCACAUCGCAAUUCUUUGCUGUCAUUAAUUCAAAACCACUUAUCUAUUCUACCACCACAGCAAAAUCUACUUGUUUCUUCCUUCUGGAUCUCCGUCGAAACUCUCAGGUCUAACUUAGGGUGUUGUUGACAGAUGCCAUCAUACGCCAUAACAGGGGCAGCUCGGGGGAUUGGCUUUGAAUUUGUCAAUCAACUCUCUGCUGAUUCUAGGAACACCAUUUUCGCCCUUGUACGCAGCGAGGCCACUGCGAACAAGCUUACGGACCUAGGAAGGCAUAAUAUCCAUAUUAUCCAGGCUGAUAUCACUGACAACAAGGCUCUGAAGUAUGCUGCUGCAGAGAUUUCUCGGUCAACAGGCAACUCGCUCGACUACUUGAUUAAUAACGCUGGCUUCGUAGAGUCUGAGAGAGCUGGUUUGACUCUCGAUUCUUAUUCCUCAGAGGAGUUGCUUACCAAGGAUCUCCUGGAUUCGUUCAACGUCAACGUCGUCGGUGUCAUCCACACCAUCAACAUAUUCCUUCCGCUACUCAAGAACGGGAAAGCAAAGAAGGUCAUCACUAUCACUAGCGGAUUGGGAGAUCUUGAUGUGACGAUGGUCGCUGAAUUCUCCAACUCUGCGCCAUACUCCAUCUCGAAAGCCGCAGUUAAUAUGGUUAAUGCCAAAUAUGCCGCUCAAUACAAGCCAGAGGGCUUUGUCUUCUUGGCGCUUAGCCCAGGACUUGUGGACACUAGCACCAGGGCCCCCACUGACAAGGAACUGCAAGAGUUUAUGGCAAUGAUUGGGAAAUUUAAAAAGCUCUUCCCCGAUUUCACGGGGUCGAUUACGCCAGAAACAUCUGUCCGAAUGCAGCUUGAGGUCAUCAAUUUGAUCACCGUCAAUGACACUGGCGCAUUCAUCUCACAUAAAGGGAACAAGGAAUGGUUGUAAGUUUCAUGGGAAGUUUGAUAGGCUCCAGCUUUGUACUAUAAAUUAUACAAACGAUCCGCUC